Messenger RNA from Closterium sp. Yama58-4, 750 nucleotides. The record is from the annotation of a GenBank genome assembly. Lineage: Eukaryota; Viridiplantae; Streptophyta; Zygnematophyceae; Desmidiales; Closteriaceae.
AUGGACGAUGCAGACAGCAGAGAGCAGCCAACGCAUGCCACCCCUGCUGCCAUCUCGGCACACCUUCCCUUGCUGCGCUCACCUAUUCCCUGGGGAGUUGAGGGAGGGCGGGAGGAUAGUGGAGGGCACGGCGGGCAACACGGGCAUGGGGCUGGCGUUGGUGGCCAAUGCACGCGGAUACAAGACAGUCUGAGCAAGAGAAGAAGGACAUGCUGCGCAUUGCAGGAGCCACGCUGGUUGAGGUGCCAGCAGUGCCAUACAAGAAAGAACCCCAACAACUACAACUACGUCAAGUACUCGGGCAGGCUCGCUCAAGCCAUUGCCAAGCUGCCCUCCCGCUCCCACACUCGCCCUGCACCACGUGUCGUUGCUGCUCUGCUCGCGCAUACCCCCGUUGUCACACGCACCAAGGCUGAGGGCAGAGUCCCCCCCUGCCACUCACAGUGGACCGAUGUGCUGGUGCGAGGUCAGUGGCGGCAGCAGCAGAGGUGGCGAGGAAAUGGCAUGGGAGGGGAUGGCAUGGGAGUGGAUGGCAUGGGAGUGGAUGGCAUGGGAGGGGAUGGCAUGGGAGGGGAUGGCAUGGGAGGGGAUGGCAUGGGAGUGGAUGGCAUGGGAGUGGAUGGCAUGGGAGUGGAUGGCAUGGGAGUGGAUGGCAUGGGAGGGGAUGGCAUGGGAGUGGAUGGCAUGGGAGGGGAUGGCAUGGGAGGGGAUGGCAUGGGAGCGGCAUUAACCACCGUUGACUCGGUUUAA